AGUCUCUCUAUCUUUUGGCAGUUGCUUGUCUACUACCUGGCAGAUGUUAGCAGUUCUCAACCCCGUUUGCUUUCGAUAAACGGCCCCAAACACCUUGCAAGCUGCGGUGUAAAGCCUCUUCGGAAGCUUUCCCGACAAGACCCGCCCGCCAUGUCUUCUUCCGAUUUGGGCGAUGCCCAAAUGUCGUCGGCCUCCUCCACCUCGGCCUCAUCGUCUGGCCCAUCGACGCCACCUCUGGGGACCGCAUCGCUGCCUCUUCCCAAGUCUUUAGCAGACGCCCGGAAGCAACAAGGUCUGGAGUUGCAGCAUCAUGACAUCGCAGAAUGGCAGCAGCCUCACACCUUUCACACGCUCGACCUUUUCGAGCGCUUCAGCAACCCCAGCCAAGAUGCGUUUGACCAUCCAGAGCUGCAAAAACUCGUCGCUCCCCAUAUCGAGUCGUUCAACAUGCUCUGGGCGAGCGAUCCCAGCGUGGAUGAGCCAGGUCCAUCAUCAAGAGGUGCGACAACAUCUGGUGGUGCAGACGAGGGGCUGAUGCAAAAAGCUAUCCGCAAAAUCGCUCCCAAGGUCAUCUACAAUGGCAAAGGUGCCAGCCCUGCGCAGUGGGAGAAUGGAGAAUGGGCAAGAACGGGCGACAGGCUCGAGAUCUGGGUCGACUCCAUUUCCCUGGGCCGGCCGCAGGUGCAUGAGAGAGCGAGGGAUGCCAAAGAAAGACGUGUGUUUCCCACAGAGGCUCGUGAGCGCCUCGUGACCUACAGGGCUCCCCUAACGGCUCGGAUCCAGUGGAGCAUCAACGGAAGUCCCCCUUCGACCGAAGUCAGGCAGCUAGGUCUGGCACCAGUCAUGGUCAAGUCCAACCGUUGCAAUCUACGUGGCAUGACGUCCAAAGAGCUGGUGAAUAGAGGGGAAGAGCAGAACGAGAUGGGCGGUUACUUCAUAAUCAAUGGCAAUGAGCGUCUCGUGCGAUUUCUCAUCGUCCCCAAAGCAAACCACGUCACCGCUAUCGAGCGAUCGGCCUUCGAGAAGCGUGGCCCUUCGUACUCUCGAAAGGCAUGCACGAUCCGCUGCGUGCCGAAAGAGGACCUGGCUUCGGUGACCAAUACAGUGCACUACCUAGAGAACGGCAGUGUUACCUUGCGCUUCAGUUGGCGAAAGCAAGAGUACAUGGUCCCCGUCAUCCUCAUUCUCAAAGCGCUCGUCGAUGCUACCGACAAGGAAAUCUUCACAUCCAUCGUCCAGGGAGACUUUGACAAUACGUUUAUCACCGAUCGCGUCGAGCUGUUGCUUCGAGCAUUCAAAAACUACAAGCUCUAUAGCGGCGCGCAGUGUCUCGAGUACCUCGGCGACAAGUUCCGCGUCGUCAUGGGUGCACCCGAAGACUGGGAGAACAUCGCCGUCGGCGCGCGCUUCAUCGAACAGGUCGUUCUCAUCCACCUCGACAGCCCGCGUGAAAAGUUCCGCAUGCUCGUCCACAUGAUUCGCAAGCUUUACUCUUUCGUCGCGCUCGACUCGUGCCAGGACAACGAAGACUCGCCGCAGCACCAGGAGAUUCUCCUACCCGGCUUCCUCUAUGGCCAGAUCAUCAAGGAGAGGGUCGACGACUUUCUCGGCGGCGUCCGCACGCAGAUCGCGCGUGACGUCCGCCAAGCAUUCGAUCCAAGCUAUGCUGGACCGUCGCGCAGCAAGAUUGCGCCCAACUUUUACGACGAGUCAUAUCUUAAAAAAGUCAUGGCCAAAGUCAACUCGGACGUCGGUGCUCGGCUCAAUGCAUUCCUGGCGACCGGCAACCUCGUCUCACAGACCGGUUUGGACCUCAAACAAGCGAGCGGAUUCACAAUCGUGGCAGAAAAGCUCAACUUUUAUCGCUAUCUCUCCCACUUCCGCUGCGUGCACCGUGGUGCGUUCUUUGCUGAACUCAAGACCACCACAGUGCGCAAGCUGCUUCCCGAGGCCUGGGGCUUUCUCUGCCCUGUGCACACGCCGGAUGGAUCUCCCUGCGGCCUGCUGAACCACUUCUCGCACACAUGCCAGUUAAUGACGCGCGUGUCCGAUACGACGGCCGUGCCGUCGCUCCUGGCUGGCUUGGGCAUGCUCCCCGCCCUAUCAGCCGAGGUGCACGCCCGGAAGCACGUCUGCAUUCAGCUCGACGGGACCAUCAUCGGCUACGCCACGCUUGCGCUUGCGAAGCGUAUGGCGAUGAGCUUGCGCAUCUGGAAGACCGAGGGCCAGCGGGGCGUCCCGCUCGACCUGGAGAUUGGCUUAGUACCCCUCAGCCAUGGCGGUCAGUACCCCGGCCUGUACCUCUUCUCAAACCGCGCAAGGAUGAUGCGGCCGGUCAAAUUCUUGUACAAUGGCAAGCUCGACCUUGUCGGCCCAUUUGAGCAAGUCUACCUCGACAUUGCAUGUCAGCCGGACGAAGUCGAGCAGGGCAUCACCACCCAUCUCGAACUCAGCCCGACGAGCGUGCUCAGCGUGCUGGCAAACCUAACGCCGUUUUCGGAUUACAAUCAGUCGCCGAGAAAUAUGUAUCAGUGCCAAAUGGGCAAGCAGACCAUGGGUACACCUUCGACCGCGAUCAAUCACCGCACGGACAACAAGUUGUACCGCAUUCAGAAUCCGCAGACGCCCGUCGUGCGGCCAGCGCUGCACAACAAGUACAGUUUCGACGACUACCCGAACGGCACAAAUGCCAUUGUCGCCGUUAUCUCGUACACGGGUUACGACAUGGAAGACGCCAUGAUUCUUAACAAGUCGGCUCACGAGCGUGGCUUUGGCUACGGAUCGGUGUACAAGAGCUCCAUCGUCGAUCUACGCGACCUGCAGGGCUCCGCUCGUGGACCGUCAACGUGGCACUUUGGAUUCGGGCGAGACCUCAAGCCGGAUCAUCCAUCUCGCGCGGUGCUCGACAACGACGGUAUGCCGUUCAUCGGUGCACGCAUCAAGGAGGGCGAGCCAUACUGCGCGUACUGGGACGAGACGACGGGUCGGACAAAGUUUUCCAAGCUCAAGGGCGAUGAUAUCGCUUACGUUGACACCGUGCGUGUCAUUGGCACCGACCAGGGGGAUUCUGAGGCGCAGAAGCUCCAGAUCACCCUGCGCAUCCCACGUUCGCCCGUCAUCGGCGACAAAUUUUCCAGUCGGCACGGACAGAAGGGUGUCUGCUCGCAAAAAUGGCCCGCCGUCGAUAUGCCGUUCUCGGAGAGCGGGAUGCAGCCGGAUGUCAUCAUCAACCCACACGCCUUCCCUUCGCGUAUGACGAUCGGUAUGCUGAUCGAAAGCAUGGCUGGAAAGGCCGGGGCCAUGCAUGGUAUCGCGCAAGAUUCCACUCCUUUCACCUUCUCCGAGGAAGACACACCUCUAGACUUUUUUGGGGAGCAGCUCAAGGCUGCCGGAUACAAUUACCUCGGCCACGAACCGAUGUACUCCGGUGUGACAGGCGAAGAGUUUGCAGCAGACAUCUACCUCGGGGUCGUCUACUACCAGCGUCUGAGGCACAUGGUAAACGAUAAGUUCCAGGUGCGGACAACGGGUCCGGUCGACCAGCGGACCCGCCAGCCCGUCAAGGGAAGGAAGCGCGCCGGUGGUAUCCGGUUCGGAGAGAUGGAGCGUGAUGCGCUACUCGCACACGGCACCUCCUAUCUCUUGCAAGACCGUCUGAUGAACUGCUCAGACUAUAGCACCGCUUGGGUAUGCCGAACGUGCGGAAGUCUGAUCUCGCUCGGGUACGAAAAUAGCACCAUGGCCGGUGUGCAGGCGAUCGACAUCAAGACAGAUCAGUCGGAGCUUCUCGGUCCCAGCGGCGAGUACUGUCGCAUCUGCCGAGCGGAAGACGAGCGGCGGCUUCGAGAAGGCGAGCGGCCACUGCAGCCAGGUCAGACGCUAGCGCACAAGGAGAACGGUAGUGCUUUCAAGGUACCCAAGGAGAUGGUCCUCCGUCGCGGCGGCUCGCUCGAUGUCAUCGCUGUGCCGUACGUGCUCAAGUAUCUUGUUGCCGAACUGGCAGCGAUGAGCAUGCGCAUCAGCUUCGAGGUCGUGUCGUAAAGCCGUUUUCAAGCAGCGCCCCGUAUCUCAUUCGUGACUUCGACGAGUCUCGCCCGAUCGAAGCCUGUGAACUAACUCAUUCUGGCAAUCAAUGCAUAUGUAAACGUG
Messenger RNA from Tilletiaria anomala UBC 951, 4149 nucleotides. Its product is annotated as DNA-directed RNA polymerase I polypeptide 2. The transcript has 4 exons. Gene Ontology annotation, biological process: DNA-templated transcription. The coding region runs from base 151 to 4041 and encodes 1296 amino acids. Lineage: Eukaryota; Fungi; Basidiomycota; Exobasidiomycetes; Georgefischeriales; Tilletiariaceae. Gene Ontology annotation, molecular function: ribonucleoside binding; DNA binding; DNA-directed RNA polymerase activity. Gene Ontology annotation, cellular component: nucleus; RNA polymerase I complex. The record is from RefSeq and is a predicted model, not a curated record.